Messenger RNA from Beta vulgaris subsp. vulgaris (sugar beet), 2028 nucleotides. Its product is annotated as fructokinase-like 1, chloroplastic. Gene Ontology annotation, cellular component: chloroplast nucleoid. NCBI's taxonomy places the organism in Eukaryota, Viridiplantae, Streptophyta, Magnoliopsida, Caryophyllales, Amaranthaceae. Bases 131 to 1576 code for a protein of 481 amino acids. The transcript has 2 exons. Gene Ontology annotation, molecular function: kinase activity. The record is from RefSeq and is a predicted model, not a curated record. Gene Ontology annotation, biological process: chloroplast organization; plastid transcription.
CAUAGUUCACAAAUGCAUCUUCAGCUAGUAUUGCCAAACACAAUCUUUUCCUCUCCUCAGUAGCUCAGUAGCUAGUGUCUAAUCCCCAAGCUAAAACACUUCCAACAAUGGCAUAAACCCUAAACCAUCCAUGGCAAUUCAUCUCCUUUCACCAAUUCCUUCUUCUUUCUCUCUCUCCUAUAAACCCUCCUCACUUUUCCCUCCCAUUUCCUCAAAACUUUCAACCUCUUCCAAAAUCAAAGCAACAACUCUCAACAACCCACAAAACGACAUCCAAGAACCUUCAAAACGACGUGGUAGACCAAAGGGAAGCAAAAAAUCUACCACUCUCUCUCCUCAAAAAACAGCUAAAAUUUCAGAUGGGUCAUCCCAAAAUACCCAAUCUACAAAUGGGUCGACCUUAAAUUUAGAUGAACUUAACAAUUUCGAUGAUGGGAUGGAUUUUCCUUACUUAGAACCGCCGCUAAUAUGCUGUUUUGGUGCAGUUCAAAAGGAAUUUUUGCCAACAGUGAGAGUUUCAGAACAGCAAAUGCACCCUGAUAUUUACUCCGGGUGGAAAAUGAUGCAGUGGAAUCCACCUGAAUUUGGGCGGGCACCCGGUGGCCCGGCAUCAAAUGUGGCGAUUGCGCACGUUCGAUUGGGCGGGAGAGCAGCAUUUAUGGGAAAAGUUGGAGAUGAUGAUUUUGGGGAGGAUUUGGUUUAUAUGAUGAAUAAAGAGAAAGUGCAAACAAGGAGUGUGAAGUUUGAUUCUAAUGUGAAAACUGGUUGUACUUUUAUGAAGAUUAAGUUUAGUGAUAAUGGUAAGAUUAAAAUGGAGUUAGUUAAAGAAGCUGCUGAAGAUUCUUUGGUUUCAACUGAAUUGGAUUUAGCUGUGCUUAAAGAGGCUAGGAUCUUCCACUUCAAUUCAGAAGUCUUGACAUCGCCUUGUAUGCACUUAUCCCUAUUCAAAGCUAUUAAAAUAUCCAAAUUUUUUGGAGGUCUUGUGUUUUUUGAUCCGAAUCUUCCAUUACCCUUGUGGAAAUCACGUGACGAGACAAGAGAAGUUAUCAAGGAAGCUUGGGAGGAAGCCAAUAUCAUUGAGGUAAGCAGGCAAGAGCUGGAGUUUCUUUUAGACGAAGACCAUUACGAGAAGAGGAGAAAUUACCGGCCUCAAUACUAUGCUGAAGAUUAUGAACAGAGUAAAAAUAGGAGGGAUUACUACCACUACACACGUGAAGAGAUAACUCCAUUGUGGCAUGAUGGGCUGAAGUUUCUUUUUGUCACAGAUGGAACCUUUAGGAUUCAUUACUAUACCCCUUCUUUUGACGGUGUUGUGGUUGGGACUGAAGAUGUGUUAAUAACCCCGUUCACAUGCGAUAGAACUGGAUCCGGUGAUGCAAUUGUGGCUGGUAUUAUGAGAAAACUGACUAGCCACCCUGAGAUGUAUGAAGAUCAGGAUGUUUUGGAGAGGCAGCUUCGGUUUGCUAUUGCUGCGGGAAUUAUAUCACAGUGGACAAUUGGCGCAGUAAGGGGCUUUCCAACUGAAAGCGCCACUCAAAAUCUUAAAGAGCAAGUUUAUGUUCCAUCAAUGUGGUAGAGAUGAAUAUGCUUCACAACCAAUACAUGGUUGUAGGAAAACUGGUAUCUUGAAGUUGGUUGCUAAUCUGCUACCUUCACCGGAUCAUUCGAAUGACAGUGUUGCAAACAAUUUCAAGUAAUCGUGAGAAGAAAAACAGAACAAAGGGUCCUUGUUCAUACACGAGUGACGAGACCCUAAUCUGAAUCAGUGAAUUAGGAGAACUGGCUUUAGCUUUCUUCUGUAUCCACUCUCUUGUCAGCCUGAUAUUAAAAACUGUGUUCAGUCACAUGGAGAUUUAGAUAUGAAUUAGAGCUAGAAUGAAUUCGUGCGAAAGAGAAAUAUAUGAUUGAGACUUGAGAGCUCAUCCCAAAUAUUAUUUUUCUUCUGUUUGAUAAUCAAAUUAAUUUUUCUUCUUGUUUAGAUACUGAUGAACAUUGAUAAUUCAUAAUCUAACAUAUCACUUGUUUGUA